Sorghum bicolor (sorghum) is the source of this 3414-nucleotide messenger RNA. RefSeq names its product G-type lectin S-receptor-like serine/threonine-protein kinase At2g19130. The transcript has a single exon. The record is from RefSeq and is a predicted model, not a curated record. Gene Ontology annotation, biological process: recognition of pollen; protein phosphorylation. Lineage: Eukaryota; Viridiplantae; Streptophyta; Magnoliopsida; Poales; Poaceae. The coding region runs from base 731 to 3232 and encodes 833 amino acids. Gene Ontology annotation, molecular function: protein serine/threonine kinase activity; ATP binding.
CCCAACACGAAAUCACCAAGAAUUAGCGGGUCUGGACUCUGGAUAGUAAUCACUCGCAGACUCAGAGUCUGAAAUCAUUUUGAGCCGUGUGUGCGGCAUCUUCUUGUAGAGCUAGCUAACUACUUUGAUGAACCGUGUGUCUGUAGUCCACGUCGUUUUGGUCAAAAUUGGCAGCAGCCAUUACCCCGGUGGAAGCCUCGAGAUUGACAUCAUGGCAUGAGCGGGGGCCGCCGUUGGAAUUGGAACGGAAGGGAAGCCUACCUCACCAUCGCUGAAAUGCAUGGCAAGUGGCCGGGACCGGGAGAUGCUUUGGAUUAGCUUGGCUGCAUCAUGUAUAGAGUCGCUGUCUCCGACCAAAGUUGACUUGAGGCCCGCCACCGGCAGACUAGCCCGAGGUUUCUCCGGUGAUACCACCAUUGUUGAGCCUAGAGUCUAGAAAGGGAGCUCGUGGUUGCACACUUGCACUGCCACUAGCAAGUUAAAUAUAGUUAAAAGUUAUAGCACACAUGGUUUUCGGUAGUGCUGUCCUAAUCAGCAAUCUCAGUUUUAACAACAUGUCCCGCCGUGUGUCGAGCUCAAACUAUCUCCCAUCUUUAUAUAUAUAGUAACAUCGGAGCAGAACAUCACCCCCCACACUUACUUGCUAUUUCUUCAUCCAUCCAUAAAAACAUAUUCAGUCAGUCAGGCUUGCUCUCUGUUCUUCAGUUCAGGCAUCCUCUUCACCAUCCAUAUGCCUACCCUCAGCGCAUUACUCUUUUGGCUUCUCCUAACGUUCUCCUCCCUGCACGCUCCCGUUUCAUGUUCCACUGCAACUCCAAAUGAUGAUACUCUCGCGGUAGGCGAAUCGCUUGCCGUUGGCGAUAAGCUCAUCUCCAGAAACGGCAAGUUCGCGCUCGGGUUCUUCCAGCCAGGCUCAGCCAUCAUCAGUAAGUACAGAACCACCACCUCCACUGGCUGGUACCUUGGCAUAUGGUACAAUAUGAUCCCAGUCUUUACCACCGUAUGGGUCGCUAACCGGGACACGCCAAUCAGCGAUCCUGUGGUCAACCUAACAGUGCUGAAAAUCUCAGCAGAUGGUAAUCUUGUCAUCUCAACCCAAAAUGCCACUGAACCCAUAAUUUGGGCCACUCACGUUGUCAAUAGGACACAAACAAGUAUAGCAAACACUACCGCUGUUCUCUUGAACAGCGGGAACUUUGCCCUCAUGGAAACCUCAUCUAAUGCAGUUCCGUUGUGGCAGAGCUUUGACUACCCAACAGAUGUUUUUCUUCCUGGUGCCAAGUUUGGCCGGAAUAAGGUCACUGGUCUGAAUCGUCAGUUCACCUCAAACAGGAGCCUGAUUGAUCCGGGUCUUGGCUCAUAUAACAUUGAACUUGACACCAAUGGGGGAAUGCUUCUAAGUAGCCGUAGCCCAUACUUAGUGUAUUGGUCUUGGUCAGGGAGUUCAUCAGCCCCUAAACUUCUACCACUACUCAUAACGAUCUUGGACAUGAAUCCACUGACCAAAGGAUUGAUUAGCGCUGCAUUUGUUGAUAACAAUGAAGAGGUAUACUACACAUACACGUUACUGAAUGAAUCAUCUUUGGUAUAUGCGUUGCUAGACAUCUCUGGUCAACUCAAGCUGAUUGUUUGGUCGCAAGCCACACAAUCUUGGCAAACACCAUAUGCCCAACCUGCUGUUCCCUGCACUGCUUAUGCUACAUGUGGACCUUUCACGGUCUGCAACAGCAAGGCGGACCCGUUCUGUAAUUGUAUGGAUAACUUCUCUCAGAAAUCACCUCAUGAUUGGGAACUUGAUGACCGAACAGGUGGAUGCACCAGAAAUAACCCCUUAGUUUGUAAUACGAAGGAAAACACAACAACUUCAUCAGACAUGUUCCAGCCCAUAACCCGUGUUAAACUGCCCUAUAACCCCCAGAGCAUAGAAGAUGCUACCACUGGGGCCAAAUGCGCAGAGGCUUGUCUCAGUGACUGCUCCUGCACUGCUUAUUCCUAUAACAGUAGCAGAUGCCUUAUUUGGCAUGGGGAAUUGCUCAAUGUAAAUGAGAAUGAUGACAUUGAUAAUUCCUCAGAAGAUGUUCUUUACCUUCGCCUAUCUGCACAAGAUUUUCAUGGCGUGAGAAAAAGCAAAAGAAAAUCAAUCAUUGGAGCCGUUACUGCUGCAGUCGUUAUUAGUUUUGGGUUGUUAAUGCUCAUGCUGCUGUCAGUGAUUUUGAGGAACAAAUUCAAGUGUUUUGGUGGACAGUUGUACAGCAGUCAAGAUUGUGGUGGCGGAAUUGUAGCCUUUAGAUACACUGAUUUAAGUCAUGCUACUAAAAAUUUCUCGGAAAUGUUGGGAGGUGGUGGUUUUGGUUCUGUGUUCAAGGGGGUGUUAAGUGACUCGACUCCUAUUGCAGUGAAAAGGCUUGAUGGUGCUCGUCAGGGAGAGAAGCAAUUCAGAGCUGAGGUGGGCUCGAUUGGAAAGAUCCAACAUAUUAACCUUGUCAAAUUGAUUGGUUUCUGCAGUGAAGGUGAUAAGAGGCUACUUGUAUAUGAACACAUGUCAAAUGGGUCUCUUGAUGCCCAUCUAUUUCAGAGCAAUUCUACUGUCCUAAGUUGGAGCACUAGGCAUCAAAUAGCCAUAGGAGUUGCAAGAGGAUUGUCCUACUUGCAUCAGAGUUGCUGUGAAUGCAUCAUACACUGUGAUGUUAAGCCAGAAAACAUACUUCUGGAUUCAUCAUAUGUUCCUAAAAUUGCAGACUUUGGGAUGGCAGCAAUUGUAGGAAGGGAUUUUAGCCGAGUUCUGACCACAUUUAGAGGAACCGCAGGGUAUCUUGCCCCAGAGUGGCUUAGUGGUGUCGCUAUUACACCAAAAGUUGAUGUCUACAGCUUCGGUAUGGUACUGCUGGAAAUCAUUUCAGGAAGGAGGAAUUCACCUAAUCAAGUAUACACUAGCAACAGCAACCAUGUUGAUUUUUUCCCUGUACUAGCUGUCAGCAAGCUUCAUGAGGGAGAUGUGACCAGUUUGGUGGAUCCACAAUUAAAUGGUGAUUUUAAUUUCGAAGACGCUAAAAGGCUUUGCAAAGUUGCAUGUUGGUGCAUCCAAGAUGACGAGUGUGGUCGGCCAACAAUGGGUGAAGUUGUCCAAGUUCUUGAGGGCUUACAAGAGCUUCUUGAUAUGCCUCCGAUGCCAAGACUACUUGCAGCUCUAACUGAAUGCUCUGAUGCAUUUUCAAUGUAUAGUAAUUCAUAAAUGCAUCAUAGUCAGUGUUCCUUUUUUUUAUAGCGGAAGUUAAGAUUUGUAAUAUGGAUUAGGAGGAAUAAAGCAAUGCAAGCUUGAAAUUAAAUAUGGGAAUAUUUAAAUGGCUAAAUUUUGCGUAUGAUGCAUGUGGGUUUCUCGCUUUCUUAUUACUUCUUUUAUAAUGACCCCAAUUA